Messenger RNA from Monopterus albus (swamp eel), 1621 nucleotides. RefSeq names its product VPS26 endosomal protein sorting factor C (gene vps26c). The record is from RefSeq and is a predicted model, not a curated record. Lineage: Eukaryota; Metazoa; Chordata; Actinopteri; Synbranchiformes; Synbranchidae. The coding region runs from base 179 to 1072 and encodes 297 amino acids. The transcript has 8 exons. Gene Ontology annotation, biological process: intracellular protein transport.
UUUAUUUAUUGUGAAAGGUUCAGAUCGGAAGUCAUGUUGUGCUGCUGAUCCGUAUGUUUUGGCCGACCACAAGCUAUGCUAGCCGAUGUAUUAAAUUAUCGUUAGUUUGUCUAUUGUAGUUAUGAGAAAGAGCCUGGAACCAGUUCGUUAAUGCGUGUAUGAUGUGUAAUGAGCAGACAUGAGCGUCACUUUGGAUAUAAGACUGAAGAGAGCAAACAAAAUUUAUCAUGAGGGCGAAACAGUGGCCGGUGUGAUCGUGCUGGUGUGUAAGGAGCCACUGCAGCACCAUGGCAUUUCUCUGAACAUGGAGGGACUGGUGAACCUACAGCUGAGCUCCAAGAGCGUUGGUGUCUUUGAAGCUUUCUACAACUCUGUUAAGCCCAUCCAACUGAUCAGCAGUAAUGUCGAGGUGGCCAAGGCAGGAAAGAUCCCGGGAGGCAAGACUGAGAUCCCCUUUGAGUUCCCUCUGCUCACCAAAGGCAACAAAGUGCUGUACGAGACCUACCACGGUGUCUUCGUCAACAUCCAGUACACCCUCCGCUGUGACAUGAAGCGCUCUCUGCUGGCCAAAGACCUGAGCAGGAACUGUGAGUUCAUUGUGCACUGUCAGCCACAGAAAGCUAAAGUUAUCCCCACUCCGGUCAACUUCACCAUCACCCCUGGUACCUUGCAGAACACCCGGGAGAGGAGUUUACUGCCAAAGUUUCUCAUCAGAGGCCAUUUAGAUGCUACCAGCUGUGUGAUCAGCCAGCCGCUGACAGGAGAGGUGGUGGUGGAGAACUCAGAUGUUCCCAUCAAGAGUAUUGAACUGCAGCUUGUGCGAGUAGAGACUUGUGGUUGUGCUGAAGGCUAUGCCCGAGAUGCCACAGAGAUCCAGAAUAUCCAGAUAGCUGAAGGUGAUGUCUGCCAUGGCCUCUCUAUUCCCAUCUACAUGGUCUUCCCCAGGCUGUUCACCUGCCCAACACUGGAGACCACCAACUUCAAAGUCGAGUUUGAAGUCAACAUUGUCGUUGUGCUUCAUGACGAUCACCUGAUCACAGAGAACUUCCCUCUGAAGCUAUGCCGAGUCUGAAUGUGGACAUCAAUUAACACAAGUUCACUGGAGGCUACUGCCACUGUCUUUAUACCUCCUGCAACAGAACACUGUAGAUUUUGCAACCACAACUUCUGCCCACAUUUCAAGUACUUCUGUCAGUAUUGCUGUGUUGUGAUACUGUGUUGUAAUACUAUGAAAACUUCUAAUGUUAUAGACUCUUCCCUUGUGGUCACAUGAUUAGUCUUCAUAACUGGGGUCCAGACACAUGCAGUAAAACAGCAUGGGGAAAAUGUGAAGUACUCUGCCUUGAUGACCCCACCAGUAAGGAUUUCCCAUCUUAGGCCAAAACUUUAGCAGCAUUUAAAAAAAGAAGGGUACUCUGGUUUUGAGAGUGCAAUUUCCAGUCCCUGUUUUUGUUGUAUUUUCUUCAAUAGCUAUUGCUUUCUGGUUCUGUGUUUAAUAUCAAAGAUAUCAGGCACUGGCGGGUCUUAGUUCUUCACUAGAUACAGUGAAGAACUAAGACCUGAACCAGUACCGUUUAAAAAACGGAACAUGGUGAAACAGAUGGGGCCUAAAAAUUGUGCU